Physcomitrium patens is the source of this 1092-nucleotide messenger RNA. Its product is annotated as thioredoxin-like protein CITRX, chloroplastic. The record is from RefSeq and is a predicted model, not a curated record. Gene Ontology annotation, molecular function: protein-disulfide reductase activity. NCBI's taxonomy places the organism in Eukaryota, Viridiplantae, Streptophyta, Bryopsida, Funariales, Funariaceae. Gene Ontology annotation, biological process: cell redox homeostasis.
GUUUCAUCAAACCCUACUCUUGUUGUUGUUGGUUCCCAUGCUUGCUCACUCCCAGAUUCACUUCCCUCGGGCCUUUUGCCGCUGCUGUUCUAUCCCUUCCUUCUGUUUUUAACAACUUCAAAUCAUCUCGGUGGCCUCAACUUCUGUGCGGAAUAAUUUUUUCGUGCUGUUCGCAGAUAAAUCCGCUCCUGUCACUGUCGAGAGCAAACAAGUCCGGUAUGCCGAGAGUGAAUGAGUGACCGUGGGAGAGGAAGAGGAAGCGAGUAGGUGAGAGCUGUGAAAACCGAGGCUGGAAUGGCAGCAUCUGUUUCCAUGGCGUCUCUUACGUCCACUCCCUGUCUUCCCCAGCCUCAGCGUGUGACUGCUUUAACCAUUCGUCAUCAAGUUCCGUCUAGGGCUAAUUUAGUUUAUAAAGCUGGCAGCCAAAGUCUUUCGAAUUCUAAUUUCAAUGGGGUUCGGUUGGAAGUACGCACCCCAAAUUUUGUGAGGCCGCAGAGUUUUGCACUUUCUGUUCGCGCUGCUGGAGCUAAGGGAGAUUACCUCGUGAAAAAGGUGUCCGCAAGUGAAUUAGAUGAAAUCCUGUCGAACGAAAGAGAUUUACCUAUAGUUGUUGAUUUUUACGCGACUUGGUGUGGUCCGUGCAUUUUCCUAGCUCAGGAAUUGGAGCAGCUAGCAGUCGAAUACACUGACAACGUUCGGUUUUUAAAAAUUGACACUGAUGAAGAGCACGAGUUUUGUUCUCAAAUGCAGAUCCGAGGUCUGCCCACAAUGGUGUUCAUCAGCCCAGAUGAAGAGAAGCUUGCCAUUCGGACAGAAGGGUUGUUAUCAACAAAUGUUAUCCGUGACAUAAUAGAAAAAGAAUUAGGAGCUUCUCAAUGGGAUCCAGAGUGGCAUCCAGAUGAGAUUGAAAAAGAGGCGAUUCCUCAAUGGGACGUAGAGCUGGAGUCCAGGUAAUCGGGGUAGGAUUUUCCUCAGUAGGCUUAGAUUGUAUGGUAUGAUCUCACAGUAUCGCUAGAUUUUCAUGCUUAUGUUUUACGAAGAAACCUCUUUUUUUCUUAAAAGGAAUAUAACGAAUUCUGUUCUAUUGGAGUC